AUGGCAUUGGACGCCCCCCCUACCUGGUUUCGCCCCCCCCAGGUGAUAUCACGGGUGGAGGGCGGGGCGCUGGAGGUGCGAAUACCCGGGGAAGGUGGAUGCACCUUCUGGCUCCUCACGCUCCUUCUGCCAAGCUUCCCCCUUUCCACCUGCUCCCACCUCCACAAUCCUGUCCACUCACUCCCUGCUCGCUUCUCUACCCCGCCCGUCCAUCACCCCUCUUCCCUGCUGCCGCUCUCCACUCUCUCCCCUCGCCCUCACAGAUUAUGGUCGCAAUACCACAUCAUCGGUGCUCGCUUCCGAGCCGCAGCUCGCUGCGAAUCCAUUCUGCUGUCGCCGCACCUCUUCAGCAUCACCAUCAAGCUCCCAGACAGGGUCACAGAGCAGCGCGGCAGCACGUCACGGCUGCAAGCCGUAGUGGUGCAGGACUUGAACUCCCCACCGCCGCUGCCGUCCCCGCCAAUGCACGGGGCAGGGUAUCGGCCAGUGGCCAAUCCGCCAAAUCUGGUGUGUGUGUUUGUGGAGCAGCAGCAGGAUUACAGGUUUGGCACAACCCUGAGUGACGCGGAGAAGUACUGGGUGGUGGGGGAGCUGUCUCACCACCUGCACUGCAUGCGCCUCCGACCCGCACAGGAGCAUGUGUAA
Closterium sp. NIES-65 is the source of this 645-nucleotide messenger RNA. The record is from the annotation of a GenBank genome assembly. Lineage: Eukaryota; Viridiplantae; Streptophyta; Zygnematophyceae; Desmidiales; Closteriaceae.